Messenger RNA from Ostrinia furnacalis (Asian corn borer), 1222 nucleotides. RefSeq lists its product as uncharacterized. Lineage: Eukaryota; Metazoa; Arthropoda; Insecta; Lepidoptera; Crambidae. The record is from RefSeq and is a predicted model, not a curated record. The transcript is spliced from 7 exons. The coding region runs from base 209 to 1198 and encodes 329 amino acids.
UGAUUCACGAACUCUUCCGCUAGAACAAAAUGAACAAUUUAAUUGUUACACUGAAACACCUGUAGAUUUUUUUACAUCCAAAGGUAACACAAUGGGCUAGAACAAUCGCCAUCAGUCUAUCGUUAUCGCGAAGUUUGAAAACAAUUUGCGAAACAAGAGCAGGUUUUCCAAAAUUCUUUAGACGCCGAAGCGGUGACACGGGGCUAGGAUGUAUCGUGGAAGGAUUGUUCUUUCAUUCGUUACAUUUAUCUUUCAUUUAGUAUCAUGUGAUUGGGCCGCCGAAUGGAUGGCUCCGGUGCAAGACCAACUUAAAGAAAAUCCAUCUCGAAGGAUCAACGACUAUGGAGGAGUCUUAUUCGACGAUGAAACUUUACACAUGGUACAGGUAGAAGAAUCGACCGAGCAUUUGCAGAGUCAAAUGAUGAAAAAAUAUGUCACUUCGAAUCCAACAAACACAGAGUUAACUACGUCCAGUCUGAAAAUCAAACUGGAGAACACACUGAUGAAUGCCAGAAAGUUGGCAGACACGCUGAAAGCGCAAAUCAAAGAAGUCUCUGAGCGGGAGGAAAUGCUGAAGGAUGCUAUAGUUAACGGCAGAUCUGGGGUGUCAAGCGUCGUGGUGUCCACAUUGGACCGGGCGCCACGCGCGUACGUCAUCCAGGACGGAGUGUGGACCUUCUGCCGGGGCUCGGUGCGCCCGCAGCGGUCUGCCAUGGCCUUCGAGGACUUCUCUUCUGUCCCCAAGUGCUUCGGACAAGAGAUGUCAGCGCAACAAGACCCUUGCGUCUUCAACUCCAUCAUUAAGUACGAGACAAUGCCGACUGUGCGCCGGCUCGAGUACUCCGAAGACGACUUCCUUUGUCUGAAGAAGACCUUCAACAACACCCUCGAGAGGUACCUGAGCGUGCCGAGGCAAAUCAUCAACAAAACCUGCCAAAAUGGAACGGUCAGAAGUCUAGAAGAAAACACUGAGAAGUGCGGCCUAAGAGUGAUGUCCGAGUACACAUAUUACCCGUCGAGAAAUUCGCCUUUACGACUGCCUUUGGAGUACUGCGCCGAACCCGACGGCUCAUGCAAGCUGAUCAUGGCCUGGCACGUCUCUAACUCUACCAUAGAAAACUUCGAAUUCCUCAAAAAUGAACAAGGAUUUAAAAAAUAUUUUAUUAAGUCUGGAAGUUACGUAGAACACGUAAUGUAGACCAAUUGUUUUUAGUGUGUUAUU